CCCGUCCCCGGCUGGGCCUCCCCGGAUUCCCGCCUCGCGCCAACCCCAGCUGGAGGACAUGGCGAACCAGGUUAUUAAGUGCAAGGCUGCAGUUGCCUGGGAGGCCGGAAAACCUCUCUCCAUAGAGGAAAUAGAGGUCGCACCUCCAAAAGCUCAUGAAGUACGAAUUAAGAUCAUCGCCACUGGAGUUUGCCACACUGAUGCCUAUACCUUGAGUGGAGCUGAUCCUGAGGGAUGUUUUCCUGUGAUUUUGGGACAUGAAGGUGCUGGAAUUGUGGAAAGUGUUGGUGAAGGAGUUACUAAGCUGAAAGCUGGUGAUACCGUCAUUCCACUUUACAUCCCACAGUGUGGAGAGUGCAAAUUUUGCCUUAAUCCAAAAACGAAUCUUUGCCAGAAAAUACGAGUCACUCAAGGAAAAGGCUUAAUGCCAGACGGCACUAGCAGAUUUACUUGCAAAGGAAAGACAAUCUUACAUUACAUGGGAACCAGCACAUUUUCGGAAUACACAGUUGUAGCUGAUAUCUCUGUGGCUAAAAUAGACCCUUCAGCACCUUUGGAUAAAGUCUGCCUUCUGGGUUGUGGCAUUUCUACUGGGUAUGGUGCUGCAUUAAACACUGCCAAGGUGGAGCCUGGCUCUACUUGUGCCGUCUUUGGCCUGGGAGGAGUUGGAUUAGCAGCUAUCAUGGGCUGUAAAGUGGCUGGUGCAUCCCGAAUCAUUGGUGUGGACAUCAAUAAAGAUAAAUUUGCAAGAGCCAAGGAGUUUGGAGCCACUGAAUGUAUUAACCCCCAAGACUUCAGUAAACCCAUCCAGGAAGUGCUUGUUGAGAUGACUGAUGGAGGAGUAGACUAUUCCUUUGAGUGUAUUGGCAAUGUGAAGAUAAUGAGAGCAGCACUUGAAGCCUGCCAUAAAGGCUGGGGUGUCAGCGUGGUGGUUGGAGUAGCUGGUGCCGGUGAAGAAAUUGCCACUCGCCCGUUCCAGCUGGUAACAGGUCGUACCUGGAAAGGCACCGCCUUUGGAGGAUGGAAGAGUGUGGAAAGUGUCCCAAAGUUGGUGUCUGACUAUAUGUCCAAGAAGAUAAAAGUUGAUGAAUUUGUCACUGACACUCUGUCAUUUGACCAAAUUAACAAAGCCUUUGAACUGAUGCAUUCGGGGAAGAGCAUUCGAACUGUUGUAAAGUUUUAAAUGCCCGUGGAGAGUGUGCCCAUCCUGGACCCAAGUCGUAUGUGCUGGCUCACCGUGACGUGCAGGAGGAAGUCCUUCCAAGCUCUCAGCCUCUUAGACCUUCACUCACUACCCUAGGGAAUAGUGUUGGCCACAUAAGUCAGAAAUCCAUUUUCUGAGAUGUCCUUCACUUGGUCAGUCGCUGGCUUUUUUAACAAAAUAAAAGUGAUCACUG
Messenger RNA from Ochotona curzoniae (black-lipped pika), 1397 nucleotides. RefSeq names its product alcohol dehydrogenase 5 (class III), chi polypeptide (gene ADH5). Gene Ontology annotation, molecular function: S-(hydroxymethyl)glutathione dehydrogenase [NAD(P)+] activity; zinc ion binding. The transcript is spliced from 9 exons. NCBI's taxonomy places the organism in Eukaryota, Metazoa, Chordata, Mammalia, Lagomorpha, Ochotonidae. Gene Ontology annotation, biological process: formaldehyde catabolic process. The coding region runs from base 59 to 1183 and encodes 374 amino acids. The record is from RefSeq and is a predicted model, not a curated record. Gene Ontology annotation, cellular component: cytosol.